This is a messenger RNA of Limulus polyphemus (Atlantic horseshoe crab), 2365 nucleotides long. RefSeq names its product metabotropic glutamate receptor 4-like. The coding region runs from base 37 to 1896 and encodes 619 amino acids. Gene Ontology annotation, cellular component: membrane. The transcript has 3 exons. Gene Ontology annotation, biological process: G protein-coupled receptor signaling pathway. NCBI's taxonomy places the organism in Eukaryota, Metazoa, Arthropoda, Merostomata, Xiphosura, Limulidae. The record is from RefSeq and is a predicted model, not a curated record. Gene Ontology annotation, molecular function: adenylate cyclase inhibiting G protein-coupled glutamate receptor activity.
AUCAUUUUCGGCUCUGCCCAAGAAGUGGCGGGAGUGAUGCGAGCAGUCCGAAGAAAUAAUGCCACAGGUCAUUUUUCAUGGAUCGGUAGCGAUGGCUGGAGUGCGCGAGUCUCAGUGUUUGAGAGGAAUGAGGCUGAGAUUGAAGGAACAUUGUCCGUUCAACCCCGAGCACACCGCGUGAAGGGGUUCGACCAAUACUUCUUGAGUCUUACGGUAGCGAACAACAAUCGUAACCCGUGGUUCACCGAAUACUGGGAACACUACUUCCAAUGUAAGUGGCCCAACAGUACUCCUACUCCCUAUAAUCAGAAGUACAGCAGAAUUUGCAAGGGGAACGAGACUAUGACGUACGUGAAUGGAUACGAACCUGAACCGCAACUCCAGUUUGUCAGUGACGCUGUGAUGGCGUUUGCUUAUGCUUUUAAAAACAUGCACAGAGAUUUAUGCGGAGGAGAUCCUGGGCUGUGCCCCCAGAUGGACCCAGUAGACGGCACCAAACUUUUAGAAUAUUUGUACAACGUUCACUUUACAGGGUUAAGUGGUGAUGAUUUUCAGUUUUCUGAAAAUGGAGAUGGCCUGGCUAGAUACAACAUAAUUCAUUUCAAACAAACCAGCGCCGGUGUUUAUGAAUGGGUUCGAGUUGGUGAGUAUCGGGAAGGGCAGCUCUCACUUAAUUUAUCUAAUAUCCAGUUUCGUCUCCAAGGUCCCGAGAUGCCACUCUCCUUUUGCAGUAACCCAUGUGCUAAGGGACAAGCUAAGAAGUUCGUGGAAGGCGAGAAUUGUUGCUGGCAUUGUUUUAAUUGUACGAAUUAUCAAGUUUUGAUUUCCGAGACCCAGUGUGUUGAAUGUCCACUCGGCUUUCUUCCAGACGUUGAUCACCGGCACUGUGAAUCUAUUCCAGAGCUCUACAUGAGUCCAGACACGACCUGGGCUGUAGGAGCGUUAACUUUUGCAACUAUUGGAAUUUUUCUAACUAUCUUCGUUAUCUUUGUCUUCGUGCGCUAUCAGGACACUCCUGUGGUGAGGGCUUCCGGCCGAGAGUUAAGUUAUGUUCUCUUAGCAGGUAUUCUUCUUUGUUUCGGAAUGACCUAUGUUCUCGUGCAGCGGCCUACGGACGUUAUUUGUGGUGCUCAGAAAGCUGGAAUUGGAUUCUGCUUUGUCGUUGUUUACAGUGCCCUCCUGACUAAGACAAAUCGCAUCUUUCGUAUAUUCAAGGCUGGGAAACGCACAACCACAGCACCUAGUUUCAUCAGCCCACGUUCUCAGCUUGUCAUCUGCGGUGGACUUAUUAGUGUUCAGGUGUCCAUCACAGCUGUGUGGCUAGCCUGCGCGCCUCCAAGGGCCAUCCAUCACUAUCCUACAAGAGAAGACAACAAUCUGGUGUGCUCGGCAUCAAUCACCAACAGCUACAUAGUCGCUUUUGCCUAUCCAAUUCUACUCAUUGUUAUAUGUACUGUCUACGCCAUACUGACUCGAAAAAUUCCCGAAGCUUUCAACGAAUCGAAGUAUAUUGGCUUCACCAUGUACACCACCUGUGUCAUCUGGUUAGCAUUUGUUCCUAUCUACUUCAGCACUGCUCAACACGUGAUUCUGAACAUUACUACCAUGUCCAUGGCCAUAAGUCUUAGCGCCACUGUCACUUUGGUGUGUCUGUUCACUCCGAAACUCUACAUCCUCCUACUUCAUCCGGAGCGUCAGUCGCUAAUACUUCAGAGCAAGCAUGUCACCCAGAGAGUUAAUAAAUCAGUGAUAUUCCUCCGAGUGGAAUCAGCUACCCAGUCUGACGACUGCGAAAUGAACGACCAGCUGCGUUUUGUGUGGUCGCUGAACAGUAAGGUGAGUUGUGCUACCCAGACUGCUAUGGCCAGUAACGUGGCAAGUUUCGACAAGUUCUGAUGUUCUUCCAAACCUGUUCGAAAGAUGCUUGUAUAAAGAUGUUCAAGAUUUCUCUGUCCGGAAUUGUUGUACACAGAUCACAGAGACACUUAAUAUGCUUUAUAUGAUACCGUCGUAUCUGUCCGCCACAGGGGCUGGAGAAAACAAGGAAAAUCUUAGCCAAGAUCAUUUACUUUGAACAUUAAAAAAUAAUUCGAAAAAAAUCAAAUGGAUUUUCCUGUGGUACAAAACUGUUGGCUAUUGGGACUAGCGAUUGAAACUAAAGGAUUCUAUUGAAAAAAAAAAGACUGUAUUUAGAAGGAAUAGGAAAUACUUAAGGUAAAAAAGUAUGAAACUGCUAGAAAGUUUUUAUUUUCUCUCCUUGAAACUUAACAAUUUCUGUGCAUUUGGGUUUUAUUUGACAGUCAAUAGAAGGGCAUUUUUGGAUUAUCAAUCUCUAAGUUUAUUGGUGGAUGUUGGGUAGAUGAUG